AUGGCGCCUGUCUGGCUCCUCAUCCUCGGCCUCGCCGCCCUUUGCAGUGCUCUACCUACCUUCUCUGAAGACCUCCCUCCCGUACUCGACAACUUCAGCAUCUCAUCCAUUCCCACCAACGCCACGCCCGGAUUCUCUGUUCCAUGGCAGAAGACCAAGUUCCAAUUCUUCGGCCAGACUGAGGCUUGCUACUGGAAGUUCUCGUCCCAAGUCAACGCGGCCCUCACUGACGCCAUCGCCAUUGCGUCUAGCAUUGAUGUUAACUUUGCGCAYGAUCACCCCAUCAUCGAGGACUAUUUCAAGCUCGAACCGUCGAGGAAGAGCCUGGGAGUUGACUCUAACAAGGUUCGCGAGCAGAUCAAGGCAAACUUCGUUCGUCUCCAGGACACAUUCAAAAACCAGGCGACUGAUGACUGGUUUGCGCGCGCGGUCCUCAUCACCUGCGGCGACACGGAUGACAUCAAGAUUCCAGGAACCGACGGAUGUAACAGUCCAAACGUCAAGGCCCAUGUCGUACUCCCUGCAAAUUCCCACUACGACUUCCCUAUCAUCUCUCUCUGCAACGCUUUUUUCGGCAUGGACAGUCUCGCAAUAGUCAAUGGCAGAAUUGCUCAAUUUCCCUACCUUGCCUUUGAUGCGACCAACUACAUCUCACAGGGCACCGCUAUGCUCCACGAAAUGCUUCAUCUCCCAUGGCCAGGUGUCGUCGCAGGCAUCUCGAACCCCACAGCAGUCGACAAGAUAAUCUACGGCCUCCAACGCGACAAAAAACUCGGUGUCGUGAUGUACGGCCCAGCAAACGCCAAGCAGCUCGCGAAGGCCUCCACAGGCGGCGCGGACGUUGCCGUAAGAAACGUCGACAAUUUCGUCUAUGCCGCCGUUGCCAGCUAUGGCGGCAAGAAGUACAAUGUCAAAGUCGACCAACCCGCCGCGGCCUGGACAUUCGUUCCCAAGCUGGAAAUCACUGACGAGGAUGCCGCUGGGAAGUUCGUUGGAGAUGGUGCGGAUGUCCAGGACGAGUUUACUCUCGAGCGGAGCGGCGUGAGGGAUCUUCCGGAGUCGUACUAUCGCGUUGAACCCGAACAAUUGCUCUCACAGGCUCAGAUCGAUGAGAUUUUUGGUUAG
Molecule: messenger RNA, 1125 nt
Organism: Ramularia collo-cygni
Lineage: Eukaryota; Fungi; Ascomycota; Dothideomycetes; Mycosphaerellales; Mycosphaerellaceae
Exons: 3
Coding region: 1-1125 (374 amino acids)
Molecular function (GO): metallopeptidase activity
Source: RefSeq, a predicted model, not a curated record